AUGAUAUCUUUAACCUUAUCCUGCAUUCACGGCGUACCCUUUCAAUUACAAAAUGCUUUUAAGUUCACUGCAUAUCAAGCUGGUCUCACUAAACAUUUGCUUCUGACUGAUAAUAAUGGAGUUCCUGCUUCGUUUAGUUAUACCGAGAAAGGCUCAAGAAAUCGAGAGAAACCGAGUAUUGUAUUUGUUCAUGGACUUUCGUCAAAUAAAGAAACAUGGAUACCGAUUGUCAAAAAUAUUCCAUCAGAUUAUCAUUGUAUCACUGUUGAUUUACCGGGUCACGGAGAAACCGUGGGUUUCAAUGAAGACAGAUAUUCGAUUGAUACAUUUGUGGAGAAACUCAAAUUGUUCUUUGAUUUGAUGGAUUUGACCGAACCACUUUGUAUCAUCGGUGCAUCAAUGGGCGGUGCGAUUGUAUGCAUGUUUGCUAUUAAAUAUCCGGAAUACGUAAGCAUGAUUUGCUUGCUAGCACCAAUAGCAAAUGAGGCAUCUGAAACUGAUUUGAUCCGACAAUUACGCAAUGGUGAAUAUAAUGCUCUUUUGCCGGAGACACCAGGAGAACUUCGUCAAAUGAUCAAUACAUUGACAGUUAGAACACCGAAGUUGCCGAAGCCAUUUCUCAAUGGAUUUCUGCACUUGCGAUUGCGUUUGUUGGAUGAGCAUAAGAAAAUACUUACUUCACUUAUCGGAUAUGACUAUUCACAUAUCGAGCAACAUUAUCAACAGUUACGACAGCUUAAUCGUCCAGCGUUAAUCUUGUGGGGUCGUCAAGAUAAAGUGUAUGCUGCCAGUGGCGCUGAAUUUUUUUGUAACUUACUACCAAAUACGGAAUGCAUUAUUUUCGAUGAGUGUGGCCACUUCAUGGCAAUCGAUAAACCGGAAGAGACAGCUAGAAGUAUCUUAGCAUUUUUCGAUAGUUAUGCCAAUUAUCAGUUAUUAGCUACAGAAUUAGUGGGUGAACGAGCAACACAAGUGACAUUGAAUAGAUUAAAGUCGCUCAAAAACUUUAAAAUGUUAACAUUAACUGUUUAUUUAACUAGUCAAGCAAAACAAACCACACUAAACAAUGUAAAUCAGUUUUUUGUCAUUUUAAAUAUGGUAUACAUCAAUGAAGUUAUUUGUUAUGAUUCAGAUUUGCCUGAAACAGUCAUUAGUGAAAAUCAAGAAUGGGUUAAUGCAUAUUAUUAA
Rotaria socialis is the source of this 1188-nucleotide messenger RNA. The record is from the annotation of a GenBank genome assembly. NCBI's taxonomy places the organism in Eukaryota, Metazoa, Rotifera, Eurotatoria, Philodinida, Philodinidae.